AUACUAAUAAAACAAAACAUAUUUUUCUUUAUUUUAAAAAAUGACCUUUUGUGGUCUUCUCAAUUUGCUAUUUCAAGGCUCCUUGUGAUGUUUCCUUCCUUAUGAACGCCACUGAGGCAUAAUGAAGGAACAAGUGAUUCCAGUUUGUGCAGGCCUUACCUCCGAAUUUCACAUUGUCCGUCCAUGUAGCAUUCAGUCUCCACCGUGAUUUUGUUGCUAUUGACGGUGUGCUAACAACAAUGUUGCUGUAAAGGGGUUGGCAUCCCGUGCCUCCAGAGCCUCUGACUGCAUCGCAUGUAGACACCUAUGAUUUAAAGACCGGUGUAGGAGACUAAUCCUGAAGCUGCAGCUGUUAGAUGAGACCACUUCAAUGACCACUUAUCAGUGUUUCGACUCAACCUAAGUCAGUAAGUCCAAGUCAGUGCCUGGAACGUGACUUCUCUCUAGGAGGACUGUCGCAUACCUGUGGUUAGCUAAGAAGAUACCUGGAGAGAUGGGGCUUAGGCCUGGUGCAAGCCUGGACGACAGCCAUCAGCACUGACCUGGCAUAUGCUCUCAUAUCUGACCUAACUGUGUGCGCCCUCAUCCUUGGGGUCUGGUCGUAAAGCUUAGCUCAGCUCAGCUCAGCUUAGGGCAGAUAGAUCACAAAAUCACGCAGGAUAAAGAGAAACUCCAUGUUACAUUUCCUGUUGGCCUGCUUUAUGCCUUCUGUGUGUUUCCUCCUAUGAGGGUUGAGGUGCUCUGUGUUGAUUGGCACAUGCUGGACACAGGCUCCACUGAGAGUAGCAAUGCCACAUAUCUGCAACAGAGUAGAGCAGAGUGGUGCUUCUAGCUGAGACAGACUGUAUUGCAUGAUGUGGAAACCAAAGGGGGCCAUGUGCUCUGUAAUGGCACAGUCUGAAUACUUUGCAUAUGGACAGUUUAGAGGUAAGUGGGGGGCAAGCCAGGGUAGAUAGAGUCAGCAGGGAUGAGCAGCAAAGUCUGUAUAAAUGGGUGCCUGUGUGUACAUGUCUGAUUCUUUGUGAAUAUUUAGCAUGGCAUAAACACAAUGUGAAACGAUGCCAGUAUUGUGCUGUUGUUGUGGAAUUGAUGAUUGAAAUGAUUGAACAAAAGUCCAAUGGCGCUGGAGCUUUGUUAAAGUGCUUCUGCAGAGUGCACUCACUGCUUACACCCAGCAUGUCUGUUGGGUGAUGUCAAAUAAAGAGCCAAAAGCAGGUGGCUCCCUCUGUUGGGGAAAAAAGUAUUGCAAUAUAUAUUUUGUACAAAUGUAUUUUUUGGACUAAUCAAUUGAAAUUGUCCAUAUUUGUGUUGACUUUUUUUUAUGGGAAUUGCUGGUACAUCUUUAUUGUAAUGUGAUGAAAGCCUUCAGUUCAGCAGCUUGAACAUGUGCCACGUACGUUUAUCAUGUACAGGAUGUGUAUCUAUCCUUAAAGACAGAGUUUAUUUUCCCUCUGCAUGUCCAUUUCCUUCCCGACUUCUAACCUGCCAACACCAGCUUCUGAAUGAAGCCGGAUAUGGAGCACAUUAAUUGUUAGUUUCCCUGCUGCAUCUAAAAGAACAGCUUGUUCUUUUCUGCUGGAGCAAACAUGGAGACAUGGUUGAUGGAUUAUAGGACAGCCAUUCAGAUAAUUAGCACAAUGGCCGUCCCUCCUUCAUACUCAGACUUGGGCAAGGCUGCCAAGGAUAUAUUCAGCAAGGGCUAUGGCUUCGGUUUGGUGAAGCUGGACCUCAAGACCAAAUCACAAAGUGGAGUGAUGGAGUUCAACACAUCUGGCUCCAGUAACACAGACACGGGGAAGGCCUCAGGGAGUCUGGAGACCAAAUACAAGAUGAAGGAGAUCGGCCUGAGCGUCAACCAGAAGUGGAACACAGACAACACGCUGGGUACCGAGGUCACUGUGGAGGACCAGCUGGCUCAAGGACUGAAGGUCGCCUUGGAUACGUCUUUUGUACCGAACACGGGUAAGAAAAGCGGGAAGCUGAAGACGGGCUACAAGCGUGACUACGUGAACCUGGGCUGUGACGUGGACUUCGAGGGUCCCAUCAUCCACGCAGCCGCCGUGCUGGGCUACGAGGGCUGGCUGGCUGGAUACCAGAUGGCCUUUGACACGGCCAAGUCCAAACUGACCCAGAACAACUUCGCCCUCGGAUACCGGGCUGGAGAUUUCCAACUGCACACCAACGUUAACGAUGGGACUGAGUUUGGCGGCUCGAUCUAUCAGAAGGUGAACGACGAGCUGGAGACGGCGGUCACUCUGGCCUGGACCGCUGGCAGUAACAACACUCGCUUUGGCAUUGCCGCCAAAUACAAGCUGGACAAAGAUGCUUCUCUGUCUGCCAAAGUGAACAAUGCCAGUCUGAUCGGAGUCGGGUACACUCAGAGUCUUCGACCAGGUGUUAAGGUGACCCUCUCAGCCCUGAUCGAUGGGAAGAACUUCAACGCCGGCGGACACAAAGUUGGGAUGGGCUUCGAGCUGGAAGCAUAGACGGGAAAAAUCCGACAUUCCGACAAGGAACAAAAAAGCCCUCGAUCAACGCCACCACACACUCCUCUGCCCCGCCCCUUCCUUCACACAACACACCGCCUCAUGUAGCCUCCUCACACACUUCAUGAGCAUUUCUGACAGAAAGAGUCGAGUCUCAGCAUCGUGUUACAGAAACCCGAGAGGAGCCGUGAGGCCGAACCCUGAAAACUGAUGGCGCAUAUUUAGGAAUUAUUCUGGUUUUUAUUGAUAUUGAAGUAUUUAUUUCCCUGUAGGUCUUGAGAGAAGUAGUCGUUGUUGUAAAUGUUUAGCUCUUCUGUCGUUCCUGCCUUCCUUAAAGCAUGUGAGAAAGAAAACAUGGCUGCAGAGCUGAAGGCGUUGGUUUAAAAAUGGUGCUGAGUGUCUGUUUUUUGUUCAUUUUGUGUUGGCUUGAACACGUUUUGCUGCAGUGUGGACUAUUUAAUCCACAUAAAACACAUUUCAUGAAGGAGUUACCGUUGAAAUGAAGGGUAUAUAAGCUUGCACUGCUUUCCAGGAACGCUUCGAGUCGCUGUAGAUGCUCUGAAAUGAUCUUUUAAUCCUUUGUGACUUGUUUUGGUAGGUGAAAUCAAUGUAGUGGAAUCUUCUGGUAGCCUGUGUAGUUAGUUUGCAUUUCUACGAUGUUGUUUUCAUCUAUCCGUCUGUCUCAGCUCGGCGGUCGCAGAGAAAUGGAGGAUACGUCGCAUCUGCUCGGACUGUGUCGUAGGUUCAGGCGUCUUUAUUUGCCGUUUCCUAAUGUUGCUCGGGGAUUGCACUCGUUGCUGUCAGCGCUCUCGUCUUGGUAAAACAAACCUCCACUCCUCAGAUCUGUACAUAAAAACAGCUUGAUUGUCCUCUGAGUCAUCAUAGGAUUUUAUUCCAGGUCGUCUCCCACUUGACUCUCCUGCUUUAUUUAUUUAUGGUAAUCAUGACGAUGUGUUUUUUUCCAUCUUAUUGUGUUAUCAUGAUUACAACGCUCAUUUUCUUUGUCACUUAGACACAGUACCUCAUUUUUUCCAAUGUCAAUUAAGGGAAUUAUAAUAAUAAACAUGAAAAACCUC
Molecule: messenger RNA, 3562 nt
Organism: Cheilinus undulatus (humphead wrasse)
Lineage: Eukaryota; Metazoa; Chordata; Actinopteri; Labriformes; Labridae
Exons: 10
Coding region: 1587-2486 (299 amino acids)
Biological process (GO): monoatomic anion transmembrane transport
Cellular component (GO): mitochondrial outer membrane
Molecular function (GO): voltage-gated monoatomic anion channel activity
Source: RefSeq, a predicted model, not a curated record